AGCAUGGAAGGCACUUACAGCUUCGCUGAUGGAGGUCCCAUUCCUCGUGGUGACCCUUACGCGCACUCAUACGCCGCCAAUGUGUCGAAACCCAUUCAGCGCCACGAGACUGAGACAACCCACGCUCACCCAGCAGCCACCAACGACCUCUCACAAAAGUUCAAGCCUCGCUUCGAGGAUGGAUCCGAGGUUCACUUGAACUUCAUGCCCUCACUCGCUCGCAGAGCCGACCAAGAACUUCUGGACUACCUCCAGAAGCGCAAGAUUUCCUUUCACUUCUUGAACGACAUCGACGAUUUCCUCAAGAGACACCCAGGACUCUUGAAGGCUUGUCCGAGUUGGUGCUACCAGCUCAAUGCUCUUUCUCCGUUGCAAGCCUACCUCUUCUUUGUGAAAGGUUACUUGCGCCCUGCAAGAUACGUCGAAGGCGCUCUUCCGGCUCCGGAGGAUGAGCAGAUUCCUGCUCGUCCCAUCUCGCUGGAGCACCACUCCCACGAUCCAGAACUCUACGACCACAUCACUGACAUUGGUCAGUGCUUGGAACUUCUCGGUCAGUUGGACGAAUCGGUUUGGAUACUAACCAAGGCCUACCAUUCUGGUCGUCGCCUCAACGAGCUACAAUUCCAUCUGCUCACCAUGGCCACCUACGCACAGCCCGUUGAUGCGCUCAAGUAUUACGAGUAUUGCUACCUACCAAGCGUAUACUCAAACAGGUAUGCACGUUGGGAAUGUUUAGUGAUUCCAGAACCAAGCUAA
Molecule: messenger RNA, 756 nt
Organism: Aureobasidium melanogenum CBS 110374
Lineage: Eukaryota; Fungi; Ascomycota; Dothideomycetes; Dothideales; Saccotheciaceae
Exons: 2
Source: RefSeq, a predicted model, not a curated record